AUGAGCAAGCGUCCUCAUCAAGGGUCCCCACCACGCCCUGCAUCCCAGUCCCCCGAUCUGGUGGAUCACACCCCUCAGGGCCUCUCGCCCGGGGAUUCAGAGCAGCAGCAUCAUGCAUCCGGGCCCAGCAAAAAGCCCCGAAACUUUAUAGCCACAGUGGCAUGUGAGAAUUGCAGGCUUAAAAAGACGCGAUGUGAUGAAUCGCGACCGAAGUGCGGCUUGUGUAAGUCGCUGAAUCUCGAGUGUGUCUACAAUGAGCGCAAGACCUCCAAACGAGAUCAUUCUCUCAGCUUGAUAAUGAGCACGUUGCAUCGACUGGAAACCAAGUUGGAGAAUGUUCCCACGACCCUUUCUAAGGAAAUCCAAUCCCUUCGGGGUCAGAUGCCCCGUAGUUUGGAUGGCACGGAGACGAUAGGCUCGCUCGCGCAUCAUUCUCGCAGCACGAGCAGCUUGGGUAGGUUGGAACGCUUGACCUCUCAGGCUCUUACGCCAGAGGCAAUGAGACUGAACGAAGUGGAGCAUGACGACCAACACCUGCAUCCCAAUCCGACGGAGGCAAACGGAUUAGUCUCGAUUUCAUUCAGCCAGCAUGGAGUGAUCUCCUGGGCAGGUGCUCAGGAGAUUCUUCCACAACGGUUACUUGAAGCACACGAGAAACUGGGCAAAAACUAUGUGAUUGACAUUGAAAUGAAGCGCCCUCAAUUGCCCAUGUACAUCUGCCCUUUCCCGGCGCAGGCCGGGGACAACUGGCUGAACGCACUUCCGUUGGCCAUGGUCAAGGGCCUUUCGGAUGCAUACUUCACUACUUUUAAUCUGUUUACCCCUAUAAUCGACAAGAACUAUUACUAUGCUUUCACCCUGGGCGCGGCUAUUGAGAGCAACUUUGGCUACAACAUCGAGAGUUGUGUGGUUCUCAACAUCAUGGCGCUGGGCUGCAUCGCUGUCCACGCCUACCAGGAAGGGGAUUUCCCAUUACUAGGGACACGCAGUGGUCGUUUCGAGCCUCCUGACUGGAUGGGGGUGGUCUACGAGAACCCCCCGGGAUUGCGCUUCUUCAACACUGCUCGCCAGCGCAUUGGAUUUCUGAUGUGUGACAACAAUCUCCAAAGCUGCCAAUUUUACCUCUUGUCAUUCAUCUACUACAGUCAAAUUCUUCGCCCCAUGGAUUCGUGGGCUAUGAUCCAUCGAGCGGCCACUUGCUGUCUGUCCAUGCUCACCAAUCACGAUGUACACUUCGAUGAAUGGGAAGGCGAUAUGAAAUCUCGAGUAUAUUGGAACUGCCUAAUGAACGAAACCAUCCUCGUCCAAGAAUUACACGUCCCGCCCAGCGGUCUCUCCCGACUCGAAGAAUACGUCCCGAUUCCCAAGUUCAUCACCUUCGAAAGCGUGGGCUUUCCAGCUUCUCGCUCACUCUCAUUAGAAGAGAUAGACGAUUCGUUUUUCCAAUACCAUUUCCUCGCGCAGGUCGCCCAUCGAAUCAUUCUAACCCGCAUCCGACACUCGCUCUACUUCCAUUCCGACUCCGGCACAUUCCCCCACCCAGCAGUCAACGCCGAACUCCGUCACCAACUAGAACAAUGGCGCAUCAACCUCCCCGCCGCCCUCCAGUUUCCCGACCACACCACCUCUGCCCUGGCCACGAAUCCAAGCACCCCGAUUCCACCAUCUCCAGCCUCCCAGCAACACCUUCCCUUCACCCCGUCCCACCGCCACGCCCUAUCCCCGGCGAUCGCCGUGUCCGAAGCCAUGCUUCGUGGCCGGUAUAUGAUCGCCAAUUUCCACAUCGGCCGUCCUUACCUCUACAAGGCGCUCCACACGCCCGGCGCCCUAACAGACAAAGAUCUCGAGCAGAUUCACAGUGGUUUGCUCAAUGCAAUGAAUUGGCCUGUCGUGGGCGGCAUCUUCCAGCGCAUGAAGAGCUGUAUCCCGAUUAAAUUCGCAUUUUGUUCUCAAUUCUUCGGUCAAAUCCUCCUCUUCUACUGUAUAUCUCACUCCUCGGACAGACGGUUACAGGAGACUUUGCCGGCGGGAUGGGAGCAAUGGAACCAGGAGAUGAUGCAGUUUUUGGAGGACUGUGCGCAGAACAGUCCAGCCGUGGCGAAGGACUUGGAGUUGUUGCGGUUACUGUAA
This is a messenger RNA of Aspergillus tubingensis, 2130 nucleotides long. Its product is annotated as putative C6 finger domain protein. The transcript has 7 exons. The coding region runs from base 1 to 2130 and encodes 709 amino acids. Lineage: Eukaryota; Fungi; Ascomycota; Eurotiomycetes; Eurotiales; Aspergillaceae. The record is from RefSeq and is a predicted model, not a curated record. Gene Ontology annotation, biological process: regulation of DNA-templated transcription. Gene Ontology annotation, molecular function: DNA-binding transcription factor activity, RNA polymerase II-specific; zinc ion binding.